UAUAAAUACAUGUAAAUUUUCAUAAAAACUUUGGCAGGCAAGAAAGUCUCAUACAAUAUCGAAGCAGAUAACACAAUUCAAUAACUUAAAAUGCAAUUAUAAGAAAAAGAAGGAAUUAGCUCUGAAUAAUUUAAAGUAUUUUUAAUUGUUAUUGUUUUAGCUCAUCUUCAAAGGAAGACAUCUUUAAGAAGAUAAUAAAAUAGCUGAUGCUCAAAUGUAAGCUGGAGAUACUGUCCAUAUGGUCAUUUAAUUGAGAGGAGGAUUUUGAGCGGAUCGUAAAAUAUGAUUGUUUAACAUACCUAUAAAUAUGUUUAUA
Molecule: messenger RNA, 316 nt
Organism: Paramecium octaurelia
Lineage: Eukaryota; Ciliophora; Oligohymenophorea; Peniculida; Parameciidae
Source: the annotation of a GenBank genome assembly